Messenger RNA from Podarcis muralis (Common wall lizard), 849 nucleotides. Lineage: Eukaryota; Metazoa; Chordata; Lepidosauria; Squamata; Lacertidae. The record is from RefSeq and is a predicted model, not a curated record.
AAAAAAACUACCUGAGCCACAGCGGUUGUGCCUGACGUCUGCAACCCGGGGAACAUUUGCACAUUCACCUGUGUGGCUUCACUUCCCCUAAGAAGGACGGCAUUUUGCAGCGGAGAGAGACGUGCAACAGGUCCCGAUCCUGAUGUCUCUGAUCUCCUGCUUCCACUGUGUCCUCCUGGGUCUCCUGGCCACCGACUUCUUCCCGCGAGGCACCAAGGCAGUUGAGUGUCCCACCGGCUGGCUGCUGCAUGGAGCCUACUGCUAUGGAGUCUUCAGCGCUAAAUUAUCCUGGAAAGAGGCUGAUGAGGACUGCAUGGCUUACAGCAAGCGAGGACACCUGGCCUCCAUCCUCUCCUCCUCUCAGGGUGCGAUGAUCAGCAGCCACCUCCAGACCCUGGAGGACGAAGAGGAUUUUCCGACCGGUAUCUGGAUUGGAUUGCACGACCCCAACAAGAAGGGAUAUUGGAAAUGGGCAGAUCGUUCGAUACUGAACUAUUCACCUUGGAGUAAAGAGGAGGUUUUGCUUGAACCUGGUACCCCGACAAAAGGAGGCUGCGUCUACCUGUCUGCCAGAACAGAUUUUGCAAAAUUUCACAUUGCACCAUGCUCAGAAAAGAUGAGGUACAUGUGCAAGAUGAUGUUCGGGUGAAAGCAGCUGUCUGACUGUGUCUGCAAAGGACCCCUGGCAGCAGAAAAGCAGCAUUUGGAGAGUCCUUGCACAAGAAAACCGGCAAAGAAUGGCCCCUUCCCAACUCCAGCACACCAGGCCCCUCUCCUUAUCAUCAUGGGGGUUGUGGUGAGGCAAACUGGCUCCUGCUGAACCCAAUAAACCAUGUUUUGGUCAUUCAA